CCUCUUUGUGGCGGCCAUAUUUACAGAAACAUAAUUAAACGAAGACGUGGCUCAAGUACUUAUAUCCAAGCCAAAAUUAUUAAUAAAGAAAAAGAAAGUCAAAGAGUUACCACCUAGAAUAUACGGAAACAGAAAGCUUUCCAUCUUAUGCAGAAAGCAGUUAUAGUGUUCUGUGAUUAACAACUGUGGCGUUAAUUUAUAACAGUGGACUUCUUAACCUUCUUAUUCAUUCAUUUUAAAUUUAAAAAGGUCUAGGAUGAUCAACAUGUCUAAGGUCUUAAUGAUUAGACAUUUACCUGCUACACUUUCUUUUCAAGAAAAGGAACAACUUUUAAAACAUUUUGGAGCGGAAAAAGUUUGGGAAACUUUGAGAAAAAGACAUUAUGUAUUCGCAUCGUUUGGUAGUGUAGAAAAAGCCAGGAGUUCUCUGAUGCGGCUUCAUCAGUUGGAGAUAGCACACAGGAGGUUGGUUGUAGAAUAUUCUGUGGAAAAAGAACCUUUAACACAGAAAAUAGAUUCAGAACAAAGUUCGGCCACAACGAAGCAUGUGCAAGAAUUUUUAAGGCGACUGAACGCUUGGAAUCCUUCAGUAGACUUCUAUCAACCACCUCCAGUUCAUUUAAAAUACAAAUAUCCUGAAAUAAAUCCUUCUAUUGCUGUGAAUCUCAUUCACACAAUGUUUACUCACAAGCCAUUUUAUAUCCAAAGUCUACAUUUAUUAAAUAAAAUGUGCUUAGAAGUACCAUUUGAAGAAAAUGAAAAAGCUAUAGAUUUUUUUAAAGAAACAUUCAAAUCGUACUUUUUUGAUCAAAUGACAUUAAUUCCACAACCACAAAGUGAACCAGAGUCAGAGAUAUCCAGUGAUGAGACUGAGCAGAAGACUGUAACAAGCCAACCAACAGCAUUUAAGAGAAAACGUAAACUAGUUGCACCAGUAAAGAGUGCAGCUGCAGUUUUGUCUACUGCCAUAUUGCCUAAGGUUAAAAAAGUACCGGUAAAUCAUGAAGAAGUAUUUGAACCCAUCAUUCCAAUACAAGAACCAAAGAAAAUAUCUUUAUUUGUACCUCAAGACGCAUUGCAAAAACCCUCUGAAGAACCAAAAGUUAUUGGUGAACUUGGUAAGUUUGAAAAGGAACCAGAACCAGAAAAAAUAGAAGAGGCAUCUUCAGAACCUCAGCAACCAACCAUUUCCAAAACAGAGUUGUUGAAGAAUAGAAUAUCUUACAAUGAUAUGAAAGUAUUGCCCGUGUUCAAGAAUUAUCACCCAGGACAGCCUUCAAUGAGGCUUUACAUUAAGAAUUUACCAAAGACAGCAACUGAACAAGAUGUUCACAGAAUCUAUAGGAGAUAUAUAGAAGAUUUGUCUGAGGAAAAACAAAAUGGUUUUGAUGUACGAGUCAUGCAGGAAGGUAGAAUGAAGGGGCAAGCUUUUGUUACAUUCCCAUCUGUUGCUAUUGCUGAAACAGCAUUGCAUGAAACUAAUGGUUACCUACUGAAAGAAAGACCUAUGGUCGUACAGUUUGCUAGAGCUGCAAAUAAAAAGACUGUUGAUUGAGAAUGCAUUUUUCAUU
This is a messenger RNA of Hyposmocoma kahamanoa, 1571 nucleotides long. Its product is annotated as RNA-binding protein 40-like. Lineage: Eukaryota; Metazoa; Arthropoda; Insecta; Lepidoptera; Cosmopterigidae. Gene Ontology annotation, biological process: mRNA splicing, via spliceosome. Bases 257 to 1555 code for a protein of 432 amino acids. Gene Ontology annotation, cellular component: U12-type spliceosomal complex. Gene Ontology annotation, molecular function: pre-mRNA intronic binding; U12 snRNA binding. The transcript has a single exon. The record is from RefSeq and is a predicted model, not a curated record.